Amphibalanus amphitrite is the source of this 3056-nucleotide messenger RNA. Its product is annotated as leucine-rich repeat-containing protein 24-like. NCBI's taxonomy places the organism in Eukaryota, Metazoa, Arthropoda, Thecostraca, Balanomorpha, Balanidae. The transcript has a single exon. The coding region runs from base 165 to 2483 and encodes 772 amino acids. The record is from RefSeq and is a predicted model, not a curated record. Gene Ontology annotation, molecular function: protein binding.
CGCAGAGCCCAGUUCCGACAAUCUGUCUGUCUUUUCAGCGCCGACGCCGCCGUCCCAGCCACUAUUAGCCUGAUGAGACCUACCGGACCGCCGACCGGGCGACGCAGCCACCAGCGAGCCGGCGCGCCAGGUCACCAGAGGUCACCAGAGGUCAGCCGGCGGUGAUGGCGGCCGGUGACCGGUCAGGCCGGGUCACACGACUCUGCGGCGGCGGCCGACUGCUGCUGCUAGCCGCUGUGAUGGCUGCGCCCGCCCUGGCUGACGCCUGUCCCGUCUCAUGUCACUGCCGCUGGAAGGGUGGCAAAAAGACGGUGGAGUGCGUCGACCGCCAGCUCGAGUCGCUACCGACGACCGCCGAUACCGACACCCAGGUACUGGACAUCUCAGGUCACGCGCUGACCGAACUGGCGUCGCGCGCCUUUCAGCGGCACGGCCUGCUCGCGCUCCAGCGGAUCUACGUGUCCCGUGGAAGACUGGAGAGGGUCGGCCAGCGGGCGCUCAGUGGUCUGACGAAUCUGGUGGAGCUGGACCUCAGCGAGAACCGACUCACGGCCGUUCCCGGCGCCGCGCUGCGUGAUGUGCCCGCUCUCCGUCGGCUUAGUCUCAGUGGUAACCCUCUGGAGCGAAUUCAGCGUGGUGACCUAGGAGCAGUGCGAGAGCUCACCGCGCUGGAACUGGCGCACUGCCAGCUGCGCAUCGUGGAGAAGGGUGCCUUCGCCACGCUGCUGAGGUUGGAGAAGCUGCAGCUGCAAGGAAACCAGCUAACCACACUAGCUGCUGUGGACCUAUCGCUUCAUCUGCACAACGUUCAGCUGCAGAGUAACCUGUGGCACUGCAACUGUCGGCUUCGUGAGCUGCGACGGUGGCUGAGGCAGUACCCAGUACCACUGGCUGUGCCGCCACGCUGCUCUGCCCCUCGUCGCCUCUCUGGCCGCGCCGUGCACAACACCAGCGCUACGGAACUGGCCUGUGCACCCGACAUUCUUCCCUCCGACCGGCUGUUCGAGGUGUCCCUGAACAGCAGCGUGACGCUCAGCUGCGCCGCGGAGGCUGAUCCUGCCGCUGAACUCUCCUGGUCGUUCAAAGGUCACAUACUGAAAGACGACCCUGAAGGCGUGGACGGCGGCCUCUUCAUCACGGAGAGUUCUGAGCUCGGUGUGGAUGGUGGAGGAGCGGUGCGACGCAGUCAGCUAGUGAUCGCCAGUGCCGGGGAACACGACCACGGUGUGUUUCGGUGCCGCGCGGCCAACGCAGCCGGCGCCUCGACGGCCGAUUUCAGAGUGAGCGUGCUCCUGCCUCCCGACACCCGCAGCUCAGGCACCGCUCCAGCCAGCCGCUCACAUCUAGCUCUACCCGUUGGAGGUUCGCUGGUGCUGCUGGCCGCUAGUGCGCUGCUGCUACUCGGCGCGCUGGCCGUCCGUCGCGGCCGUCGACUUCGACGCAGACGCAAGUUCUCCACCAGCCGAGACUCGGGGAGUGGGGAGAGCGCGGGGUCGCCGACGGGAGGCGGCGGAGGUGUGGGGAGCCGGGCAAUGUCGAGGGACACUACGCUGACAGACUGCCACGAGCAUCAGCUACAUGAGCUGCCUCGUCACCCGCCGCACUGUGCUCGGGAGCGGGGCCCGGAUGUGUUGUGUGACGCUAGUGAAACGGUGACGGCUGUGACUGUAGAGCGAGACGCUCCUCCGCCCAUGGAGCCAGUAGUGAGAGCGGUGCAGGACCUCUCCUGGCCACCAGCGUGGACGCUCCACCCCACCAUGUCCGCGUCUCACGGGAACAUUUAUGGUGAGUCAUUGCUGCGGCGAAAUAGUUUAUCUAGUGGUUCAUACCACCGACAUGUGUGUGACGGGGCGGGGGCCGAUAGACAAGUACCACUCGGCUGGCGCAGUCUGCCCCGGCCUGCCCGGCCGCGGCCGCCGCCACCCGCCGCCGGUGGCUCGCCCGAACAGUGGCGGCGCUCAAUGCUCGCGGUGCCGCAGUAUGUCUCCGGUUCGUCGCAGUUUGUCGCCGGUGCGCCGCAGCUCGUGGCAGUGGACCCUGCUCGUGUGUGUAGCUGUAUGUUAGGCCCGUCAUUGGAAGGCCGCCUCUGGCAGCUGCCGGCCUGUCACCCUGCCGCGCCACCGGCCUGUCAUUCUACCGCGCCACCAGCCUGCCAUUCUGCCACUCUGCCGGCUGUCCCGGCGCCCCCUCCGCCGCCCUGGCCGGCGCGGACUCACUGUGUUGGCCCGUCUCGGCCGCGCUGCCGCUGCCUGGCGCCGGGACCGACCUCGACAGGCCCGCUGGCACCUCCAGCCGGGUUCGGCGACGAACUGCCGGCACCGGCUGCGCUCAAGUGCGGACCGCCGCCGCGGUGGGCGGUCCCCGGCGGUCGCGGGCAGCCGGGGGUGGCUCCGUCGGCCGUGUUCGCUGCCAGACUCGUGGCAGCUGAAAAGCCGGCCGACAGCCCUGACGAGGGAUAUGUCGAGUCUGUGCAGGACACGUGAGACACGGACCGUCGCCGAUGGUGGACUACUGCCACGAGGACUCGUCACGUGUAUUCUGUGAUUGUGCUAAUUUGGGAGGCGGCUACCGAUCACUGGAGUGUGAAAAUCACAUCGUGUUUGCCACAGUGCUCUAACACAGGCGUGAUAUUCGUUCUCCGAUUGUCGGUCAUGCGAGAAGGACGGACAUGCGUCGCAGAUGUGUGAUUGGACCGCCCUACCUUUGCUUGUUUCUACAACUCAUGAACGACAGAUCGACUGCUGCUGAAUAAUUACCAUAGCCUGUAAUGUGAGACAGUCGUCACGAGCUGUCCUGGGGACACACUCAGGCUGAUCGUCCACCAGCUGAAUUUAUAUAACAUUGCUCAUGCAUGAAAAAUGUUCAUAAUUAUAAAUAGAUGUUAACUGUUCACCUGUCAGGUCGUACAUUUGCGUUAUGGGCCACCAGAGAUAUAUUUGCAGGGCCAAGCAGUUGGAAGGAAAUGUCACUGUGAGUUGGAGGCACGUGGUGAGUAUGUUACAUGGAAGGUGGUUGGCAGAUGUGUGUGUAUGUUUUUGCAUAAUAAAUUUAUUCAA